Molecule: messenger RNA, 5083 nt
Organism: Elgaria multicarinata webbii
Lineage: Eukaryota; Metazoa; Chordata; Lepidosauria; Squamata; Anguidae
Gene: MAP3K5
Product: mitogen-activated protein kinase kinase kinase 5
Exons: 30
Coding region: 51-4178 (1375 amino acids)
Biological process (GO): protein phosphorylation; cellular response to stress; MAPK cascade
Molecular function (GO): MAP kinase kinase kinase activity; ATP binding
Source: RefSeq, a predicted model, not a curated record
GCGUAAAGUCCCGUCCCCGGAGGACGUGUCGGUGGCAACGAGCAGCCGGCAUGAGCGACAGCAGCGAGGGGGGGAUCAUCAGCUUCUCGGUGCCCAGCCCGCCGCGCAUUCUCGGAGGCGGCUGCCCGCUGCUCUACGAGGAUGGGCUCGGGAGGAGAGCGCCAGCCGCCGGCGAGGCGAUGGCCCGCGGCUUCCUGGGCGGCCCAGGCGCUCCGCCGCCCGGCACGUUUUGGAACGAAGACAGCGGCUCAGCCUGCCCCGUCGCCGACACGGCAGCUCGGGCCAAAAGCAGCGGCGUCGGCAGCAACAGGAGGACUACGGUGUCUUACGUGAUCAACGAGGCGAGCCCGGGGCUGCUGCAGGCGGCCGAGAGCGGGGCCCUACAGAGCUUGAAGGAGGCGUGUGAGACCGUCGGAGCCGACCUGCAGACGCUGCACUUCGGCAAGCUGGACUUCGGCGAGACGGCCGUGCUCGACCGCUUCUACAACGCGGAUAUUGCGGUGGUGGAGAUGAGCGAUGCUUUCCGUCAGCCUUCGCUCUUCUAUCAUCUGGGAGUCCGAGAGAGCUUCAGCAUGGCCAACAACAUUAUCCUCUACUGUGAUACAAAUGCAGAUUCCCUGCAAUCACUGAAAGAAAUUAUUUGCCAGAAGAAUAAUAUGUGCACUGGCAACUACAUAUUUGUUCCAUAUAUGAUAACGCCCCAUAACAAAGUCUAUUGCUGUGACAGCAGUUUUAUGAAGGGAUUAACUGAGCUGAUGCAGCCCAACUUUGAACUGUUGCUUGGGCCAAUAUGUUUACCCUUGGUUGACCGUUUUAUUCAGCUUUUGAAGGUGGCACAGGGCAGCUCAAGCCAAUACUUCAGGGAGUCUAUCCUUAAUGAUAUCAGAAAAGCCCGUAACUUGUACACAGGGAAAGAACUAGCUGCAGAACUGGCAAGGAUACGACAGCGGGUGGAUAAUAUCGAGCUUUUGUCUGCUGACAUCGUGAUAAACUUGCUGUUAUCUUACAGAGAUAUUCAGGAUUAUGAUUCUAUUGUGCAACUGGUAGAGACAUUAGAAAAACUUCCAACAUUUGACUUGGCUUUGCAUCACCAUGUGAAGUUUCAUUACGCAUUUGCACUGAACAGACGCAAUCUACCUGGAGACAGGCAGAAAGCUCUAGAUAUUAUGAUACCUCUAGUGGAGCAUGAGAGCCAAGUAGCUUCAGAUAUGUACUGCCUUGUGGGACGGAUCUACAAAGACAUCUUUUUGGAUUCUGGAUUUACCGACACGGAAAGUAGAGACCAAGGGACCUUGUGGUUCAAGAAGGCAUUUGAGUCAGAACCAACAUUACAGUCAGGAAUUAAUUAUGCAGUGCUCCUCUUGGCCGCUGGACACCAGUUUGAUACCUCUUUUGAGCUACGGAAAGUUGGAGUAAAAAUAAGCAGCCUCCUCGGGAAAAAGGGAAACUUGGAGAAAUUGCAGAGUUACUGGGAAGUAGGCUUUUUCCUGGGAGCCAGUGUCCUGGCAAAUGAUCACACAAGAGUGAUCCAGGCUUCAGAGAAACUUUUCAAACUGAAGACACCAGCAUGGUACCUCAAGUCGACUGUGGAGACUAUUUUGAUAUAUCAGCACUUUAAGAAACUGAAUCCAGAACAGCAAGUAGCCAAGAAUGAACUUGUAGACUUCUGGAUGGAUUUUCUCGUUGAGGCCACAAAGACAGAUGUUUCUGUAGUUAGAUUUCCUGUUUUAAUAUUGGAGCCUACAAAAAUCUACCAGCCUUCCUACCUGUCCAUUAAUAGUGAGGCUGAAGAGAAGACUGUGUCUAUCUGGCAUGUUAUGCCUGACAAUAAGAAAGGCAUUCAUGAAUGGAACUUUAGUGCUGAUUCUAUAAGAGGUGUAAGCAUUUCAAAAUUUGAAGAAAGAUGCUGUUUCCUGUAUGUACUGCACAAUUCAGAUGACUUUCAAAUCUAUUUCUGUACAGAACAUCACUGCAAAAAAUUUUUUGAAAUGGUUAAUAGUAUCACUGAAGAAAUAGGAAAAAACACAGAGGAAGGGGAAUGCGAUGGAGAUGCUCUGGAGUUUGACUACGAAUAUGAUGAAAAUGGUGAGCGAGUCAUUCUCGGAAAAGGCACUUACGGUGUAGUUUAUGCAGGACGAGAUCUGAGCAAUCAAGUCAGAAUUGCCAUUAAAGAAAUCCCAGAAAGAGAUAGCAGGUAUUCCCAGCCUCUACAUGAAGAAAUAGCUUUACAUAAGCACCUUAAACACAAAAAUAUUGUCCAGUACCUUGGCUCUUUUAGUGAAGAUGGAUUCAUUAAAAUAUUCAUGGAACAGGUACCAGGAGGCAGCCUUUCUGCUCUUCUGAGAUCAAAAUGGGGACCAUUAAAAGAUAAUGAACAGACCAUUGGUUUUUAUACCAAACAAAUUCUUGAAGGAUUAAAAUACCUCCAUGAUAAUCAAAUAGUGCAUCGAGACAUAAAGGGUGACAAUGUACUUAUCAACACAUACAGUGGAGUGCUAAAGAUUUCAGAUUUUGGAACAUCCAAGAGGCUUGCUGGAAUAAAUCCGUGCACUGAAACAUUUACAGGUACUCUUCAGUAUAUGGCACCAGAAAUAAUUGAUAAAGGACCAAGAGGUUAUGGAAAGGCUGCAGAUAUCUGGUCCUUAGGAUGCACAAUUAUUGAAAUGGCCACAGGGAAACCUCCAUUUUAUGAACUAGGCGAGCCACAGGCAGCAAUGUUUAAGGUUGGAAUGUUCAAAAUUCAUCCUGAGAUUCCUGAAUCCAUGUCCGGAGAGGCAAAGGCUUUCCUGCUGCGCUGUUUUGAACCAGAUCCAGACAAGAGAACCUGCGCUAACGAGCUUCUUGUAGAUGACUUCUUAAAAGUCACAAGCAAAAAGAGGAAGUCCCAAUCAAAGCUAACAGCACUCUCAGUUGGAUCAAAUGAAUAUCUUCGAAGCAUAUCCCUGCCUGUGCCUGUUCUCGUGGAAGAUACAAGCAGUAGCAGCGAAUAUGGUUCCAUUUCACCUGACACUGAAUUAAAGCUUGACCCAUUCUCUUUUAAAAUGAGAGCCAAAUCCUGUGGAGACAAGGAUGCCAAAGGGCUUAGGUCUCUUUUUCUAAGCAUCCCAGAUGAGAAUUUUGAGGACCACAGUGCUCCUCCUUCACCUGAUGAGAAGGAUUCUGGCUUCUUCAUGCUCAAAAAGGAUAGCGAGCGAAGAGCCACCCUCCAUAGAAUCCUCACAGAGGACCAGGAUAAGGUGGUGAGAAAUUUGAUGGAAGCCUUAGCUCAGGGAGCUGAAGAGCCUAAGCUGAAAUGGGAACACAUCACAACUUUAGUUGCCAGCCUCAGAGAAUUUGUACGGUCAACAGAUCGCAAAAUCAUUGCAAGUACACUUUCAAAGCUGAAACUGGAGUUAGACUUUGACAGUCAUGGCAUCAGCCAGGUUCAGUUGGUACUCUUUGGUUUCCAAGAUGCAGUGAAUAAAGUUCUAAGAACCCACAAUAUCAAGCCACAUUGGAUGUUUGCACUCGACAGUAUAAUUCGCAAAGCUGUGCAGACAGCUAUUACUAUCCUGGUUCCAGAACUGAGAACACACUUCAGUUUAGCAUCUGAGAGUGAUACAGCCGAUCAGGAUGACAUUGAAGGUGAAGAGGAACAUGAAGAGCCACCUCCAAACCCAACAAUUCAACAAGACAAGCACCCUUGCCUUGUAUUGGACGAUGCUAUCGCUACCUCAGGAGUGAGCACCCUCAGUUCUACUGUAUCCCAUGAAUCCCAGGCUGCCCAGAGAUCCCUCAAUGUUCAACUCGGAAGGCUAAAAUUGGAAACAAAUAGACUACUAGAAGAGCUAGUGCAGAAGGAGAGAGAAUUUCAAGCCCUGUUGCAUCAUGCUAUAGAAGAAAAAGAACAGGAGAUCAAAAACCUGAAGCUUAGGACUCAACCAAUAGAUAUUCCUGGCAUGUCUACCUCUCGCCUUAGCGCUGCUGAUGGAGCGGUUGAAGAUCCAGAUCUGAUUAACUGGCUGAGAGUUCAUGGUGCUGAUGAAGAAACCAUAAACAGGUUUUUGGCAGAAGACUACACACUAACGGAUGUUCUCGGCUAUGUUACUAGAGAUGACCUAAAAUGCCUUAGACUCAGAGGUGGGAUUUUAUGUACACUGUGGAAGGCCAUCACUGACUUUCGAGAGAAGCACACCUGACCCUCAAGUAAAGGAAUUCCUCCUCCAUCUCCACAGAGAACUGGAACUUCCCUGCAGCACAGUGCAGGAGUUCUGUCAAAGAGAUGCUGUUGCACUUUAAUCCAGUAUUUGUUUACCAUUGUUAAGAAAACCGCAGCUUUCUGGCUGCAUCUACUCCUAACAUCCUUGAGAAAUCUGCCUACAACAUUAAAUAUUAUUGUAGCUUAGAUAUUUUAUAUAAUCUUCUUUUCUAAAACGCUGGAACAGCUAUUACAUUUAGCAAAACCCAAUGUCGAUAUUACGCAGACACAUUGCAAGAUUUCAUGUGAUUGUAUAUCACUGAAAACAAAACAAAAUGUGAAAUUUUAACUUUUCAUGUGAAUAUGUGUCACAUACAGAGCCUGUGAUGGGGCAGGGUGAUUUCUGUGACCUGGCCUCUUUUUCUUAGUGUGGCCAUAAGAGUUCAUCUCAGGGUAGCUUUAGAUGCAACUCAGAGCUUUCUUGUGGGUGGCUGUGUGAAAGGCUGAGCGGAAGGGCUAGGUUCAUGUGGGGCAGACAAGCACCUGCCGAUGUUGCCAUCCUAGUGACUAAAAGUUUUGCUCAAUAUCUUUUUGUGUUUUCAUACUGUGGGGGAGGAAUUCAUAACUGAAACUUAUUGUUUAGAGCUUAUUUGGUAGCUUUUCCUUCUAGUAUGCUGAACAUCACAGUUGGUACUUACAGUCCUCUUUAAAUGUUCAUACUGUUUUUGUUUUUAGUAACUUAAAUCCUGGUCUACUGUGCAUUUGUUUUUUUUAGUGUUGUUUAUGUACUACUGAACUGUACCAGUUACAUAUGCCUGAACUAAAUAUAGUACUGUUAGCUUGUUCUAAAGCUAUCCAUUGUGAUAUACAUUUACGAAAUAAAGAAUGCACAAUUUAUCAACCUAA